Messenger RNA from Brienomyrus brachyistius, 2375 nucleotides. RefSeq names its product lactosylceramide 1,3-N-acetyl-beta-D-glucosaminyltransferase A-like. Bases 921 to 2060 code for a protein of 379 amino acids. Gene Ontology annotation, cellular component: membrane. Lineage: Eukaryota; Metazoa; Chordata; Actinopteri; Osteoglossiformes; Mormyridae. The record is from RefSeq and is a predicted model, not a curated record. Gene Ontology annotation, biological process: brain development. The transcript is spliced from 3 exons.
GGGAUGCUGCUCGCGGUAGGCGACCGGUUGCCUUGGAGAUCCCCACCGUUAUUACUGCGUGUUACUCAUAGUCUCGUAUACAACAAAAAAGGCGGCUUUUAUUUGUUUGUAUUGGUUUCUGAGAGCCAAUUUAGGUGUCGAUUUAACCAUACAAGUGUAGAGGGACGGAAAAGAAAACACUCUACCGACUGCCUGAAUUCUUUAUGACUUUAUUAUUGCCCCUGAAAAGGGCGGAUACCAGUUCUGAGUCUCCACUCGGCGACAGCGGACAAAUGGGAAAUUUCGAUAUACAGCCAGUUAGGCGCCACUGAGAGUAAAAAGAAGAGGUUAUCUUCAGGACGAUCUUCAUAUAGAUUUUAAAAUCACUAAUGGGCAGAUAUAGAGGAGUUGCCUGUCAGACUGAGGCUGGUGUGACUCAGCCUGGAAACGUAACAGCAGCUCGUACUUGGCUCUCAGGUGGCUCCUUCACACCCACAUAGAGAAAGCGCAGCCCCAUUUUCAGAGUUGCAUGGCAGCGACUGGCUGCAGCUCACCACGGUGAUUACUUCACUUUGUCAGAGGGAACUCCUAAACUGUCCACCAGCUAUACUCUGCUCCAGUCGCGCUGCGUUUCUCUAAACACAUGGAUUUACAACUGCCUUUCCUGUGCUGAUGAAGAAAUAAUUCAAGGUCUCUAUAACAAAAUAAAAAACCGGUAAACAUGAGGACAGCAAGGCUUGACUCAUCUCUGGGAUCUAAUGGCGGCCUACUUAGUCAGUAGACCUAUUUUCAUUCAGGCUUCCCCGAUUCUCCAUUAGUGUGGCAAUAAUAGGGUGAAACUCGAAAAACAAUACAUCUGAAUUACUACAAGAGCAUUCAACAGAAUACACCAGAUCUGCCUUGACAGAGGAGGAGGAUCUGGAGGUCAGCUGGACUGCAGAAUGUUCUUCUAUUUCAGAAGGAUCAGGAAGGUUAAAUGUGUGCAGCUGACAGCGACGUGCUUUGUCUUCUCCGUUGUAAUGCUCUAUUGGGAUCAGCUGGACAACAACGUUGUGAGCCACAUGAGAUCCUACUCAUAUCGCUACUUAGUCAACAGCUACAACUUUCUGAACAAGAGCUUCUCUGUGAGCCGAGAAGUGGCAGAGAGCUUCGCCAACCACCGUUACUUAAUCAAUCGCAGACAUAGGUGCAAGGUUAAGGACUUACUGCUGCUGCUCAUGGUCAAGACUUCCCCAAAGAACACGGAGAGAAGGGCAGCCAUCCGCUGUACUUGGGGAAAUGAGACAUACGCACGCUCAGAACUGGGAGUGAAUGUGAGGGUGGUUUUUGUCCUGGGUGUGCACCCCAAGGAAUCCGACCGGGCCCGCCUACAAAAACAACUGCUCCAGGAGGAAAAAGAGUACAGGGACUUAAUCCAGCAAGACUUUGUAGACACUUUCCACAACCUCACCACCAAGCUACUCUUGCAGUUUCGAUGGGCCCACUCAUAUUGUAGCCAUGCUCAGUUCCUUAUGUCCGCCGAUGACGAUGUCUUCGUGCACAUGCCCAACCUGGUUCACUAUCUGCAAGAAAUGGGCCGGAGAGACGUCCGGGAUUUCUGGAUUGGCCGUGUGCACCGCGGAGCCCCACCCAUCCGCCGCAAGGAUAGCAAGUACUACGUUCCAUAUGAGAUGUACCCCUGGUCCACUUAUCCAGACUACACCGCAGGGGCUGGAUAUGUGGUGUCAGGGGACGUGGCCGCCAAAAUAUACCAGGCCUCGUUAACCCUCAACGCCACGCUCCACAUCGACGAUGUAUUUAUGGGGAUCCUUGCCAACGUAAUGGGUGUCUCCCCACAGGAACACGCAUACUUCUCAGGGGAGGGAAAAGCCCCAUACCACCCAUGUGUGUACCACAAAAUGAUGACCUCACAUGGACAUGUGAAAGAUAUCCAUUACCUCUGGAAGAUCUCUACAGAUCCACAGCUCCAAAAAGCUAACUAUGGACUCUUAGACGACCUAUAUUGCCAGGUAGUAAAAAUAACACUGUUCUGUAAACCAUACUAUUUUAACACCUACCCUUGCAAAGCAGCCUUCUUGUAAUGUGUGAAAAGUAUUGGUUAGUCGCAUGCUUAUUUCAAAUAUCACAAUAUCAAUGAAGAAGGGGGGCUUCUGUAUGUUGACUUUAUAUGCGCAUAUAGUUAAAUAAAGUUUUUCUAGCAACCUGAUCUGCCCCUCCGUUAACCAUGGUUCAGGCCUGGAGGAUCUUCAGACAAAAAAAGUAAGAAGUCCUAGUGGGUCAUGCAAGAGAAGAGUCUAAGGAGAGUAGAACACAAUCCAGACAUACUGCCAGUUGCCAGAUAAUGAUAAUUCUAUUUAUCCUUUCGAUGUCAUUAAAUUAAACUGAUUUAAAAGGUC